Molecule: messenger RNA, 3195 nt
Organism: Tarenaya hassleriana
Lineage: Eukaryota; Viridiplantae; Streptophyta; Magnoliopsida; Brassicales; Cleomaceae
Product: protein EIN4-like
Exons: 3
Coding region: 748-3042 (764 amino acids)
Biological process (GO): phosphorelay signal transduction system; response to ethylene
Cellular component (GO): endoplasmic reticulum; endoplasmic reticulum membrane
Molecular function (GO): ethylene binding; protein binding; phosphorelay sensor kinase activity
Source: RefSeq, a predicted model, not a curated record
UUUAGGAGUUUAUAUGAAUGUGUGUGCGUAUAUAUAUUAUCUUGGUAAAUUUCACUUGAUUGAUUAUGCUUUUGUAGAAACAGCUUAAGCUUUUUAGUCUGCAGCUAUGUCCAGGAACUUUGAAUCGAUGCUGACGAAAGUCUAAAGAUCCUCAAGGCGAAGGCAAAUCUCCCGGAGAUUUCUCCUCGGCAACGACACGGAACCCAAGUCGGUCUUCUUUUGUCUCCUCCUUUGUUUCUGCCUUCCUAUAUCAGCUUCUUCGUCUUCCUGCCUUCUGUUCAAAGAUUUGACCUUGAUCGGUUUCAGUGAUCCGAAUCGCGUUUCGUCGAGACGGGUCUUUCUUAUUUUCUCACCAGAAUCGUCAGGUGUGCUUUCUCGUCGGCUUAGAUCUCUGUUCCGUUUCUGGGUUUUUUUCUCUUUGCAGGUUAUUUUUCCAGGAAAAAAGUUUUGUGGGGUUGGGGGUUUCGUGAUUUGCUUGAUUCCGUGUCACGAGUUCCGAUAUUCAGAGAUCUUGAUUUCCUUCCUUCUGGGUUUGUGGGUGUCAAGUUAUUCAUGUUCUUGACAUCAAUGAUCCGCGAGAUCCAGCAACUGGAAUCAGCUCAGGUGUGUCAGUUUGCGAACAUGGCGGUCUGUUGAUUGGUCUUCUGGUUCUCAAUGUCUACGCCGAGGUUUAUUCGGUAUCGGAUUCGUUAGGGUUUAUGUCUCGGUUCAUGUAGAUGGAUGGAUUGAGCAAGUGAUAGAUUAGGUAUGAGCACGUUAAGAGCUCUGGCUCUUGGAUUACUAUCGUUUGCCCUACUGGCUUUGGUUUCUGGUGACAACGAAUACGUGAGCUGCAACUGCGAUGACGAAGGGCUGUUGAGUGUUCAUACGAUUCUGGAAUGCCAGAGGGUAAGCGAUUUCCUCAUCGCCAUCGCCUAUUUCUCGAUUCCCCUCGAGCUCCUCUACUUCAUCAGCUUCUCGAACGUGCCAUUCAAAUGGGUUCUCGUCCAGUUCAUCGCCUUCAUCGUGCUGUGCGGGUUAACCCACUUGCUGAACGCGUGGACGUAUUAUGGACCGCACUCUUUCCAGCUGAUGCUAUGGCUCACAAUCUUCAAGUUCCUCACGGCUCUCGUCUCAUGCGCCACCGCCAUCACGCUGCUGACUCUGAUCCCCCUCCUGUUGAAAUGGAAGGUCCGGGAGCUUUACCUGAAGCAGAAUGUGUUGGAAUUGAACGAGGAGGUCGGGAUGAUGAAGAAGCAGAAGGAAAUGAGUAUGCACGUGCGGAUGCUGACUCGUGAAAUCAGGAAGUCCCUCGAUAAGCACACGAUAUUGCGGACCACUCUCGUCGAGAUCUCCAAGAUUCUGGACUUGCAGAACUCUGCUGUGUGGUUGCCAAACGAGAACAGAACCGAGAUGCAUCUGACUCACGAGCUGAGAGCGAAUCCAUUGAGGAGUUUCAGAUCAAUCCCGGUUAACGAACCUGGUGUUCUUCAGGUGCGAGAGACUAAAGUAGUGACAAUCCUGGGGAAAGAUUCUGUGCUCGCGGUUGAGAGCAGUGGCGGUGCCGAAGGGUUUGGUCCAGUGGCGGCAAUCCGGAUGCCCAUGCUCCACGGCUCGAAUUUCAAAGGAGGGACUCCCGAGUUUGUGGAUACUUCUUACGCCAUAAUGGUUUUGGUACUUCCGGACGUAAAUUCGCGGGAUUGGAGCGAGAAAGAGUUGGAGAUAGUGGAGGUGGUUGCCGAUCAGGUAGCCGUUGCUCUAUCGCAUGCCUCGGUUCUCGAAGAAUCUCAGCUGAUGAGGGAGAAGCUCGGUAUUCAGAACCGAGCCUUGUUGCGGGCUAAGCAGAAUGCCAUGAUGGCUAGCCAAGCAAGACACACUUGCCAGAAAGUGAUGAGCCAUGGAAUGAGGAGACCCAUGCACACGAUCUUGGGCCUUCUUUCGAUGUUUCAGUCGGAAAAUAUGAAUCAUGAUCAGAGGAUCAUCGUCGAUGCAUUGGUGAAAACGAGCACGGUCCUAUCGACCCUGAUAAACGAUGUGAUCGACAUAUCUCCAAAAGACAACGGGAAAUCUCCCUUGGAGAUAAAGCGGUUCCAUCUGCAUUCCCUGAUAAGAGAAGUGGUUUGUGUGGCUAAGUGCUUGUCUGUCUACAAAGGGUAUGGGUUCGAGAUGGACAUUCAGACCCGUCUCCCGAAUUUAGUCGUGGGCGAUGAGAAGAGGGCGUUCCAGCUGGUCUUGUACAUGCUCGGCUAUGUCUUGGAUAUGCAAGAUGGGGGCAAAAUCGUGGCGUUACGGGUUAUCUCCGAGAGUGGCAGCGGUCAGGACAAGAACAGAAGAGAGACGGGAAUGUGGAAAUCUCACGUGACAGACGACUGUGUUGGGGUGAAGUUUGAAGUAGACAUCAAUGAUAAAAAUCCGCAAUCGGAUGGCUCGUAUAUCGCUACGAGGCAUUUCCCGGGCACAAGAUACAAGAGCAAUGGUAUCAAGGAGGGUUUGAGCUUAGGGAUGUGUAGAAAACUUGCACAGAUGAUGCAAGGUAACAUAUGGAUAUCGCCCAAAUCGCGUGGACAGCACCAGAGCAUGACACUGGUUCUGAGGUUCCAAACCCGACCCUCGGUAAGAAGAGCCGUCUUAGGAGGACCGGACCAAAGCCCGAACCCGAACUCCAACACCCAUCUGCGGGGUCUGCGCGUUACGCUGGCUGACGACGACGACGUGAACAGAACCGUGACGAAACGGCUGCUGGAGAAACUCGGGUGCGAAGUGACGGCUGUAUCGUCGGGGUUCGAGUGCUUGAGCUCGCUGGCCAACGCGGAGAUGGCGUACAGGGUGGUGAUAUUGGACCUGCAGAUGCCGGAGAUGGACGGGUUCGAGGUGGCGGUGAAGGUGAGGAAGUUCAGCCGCGGGAGUAGGUGGCCGUUGAUCGUGGCCUUGACGGCCAGCACGGAGGAUCGCGUGAGGGAGAGGUGCCUGCAGAUGGGCAUGAACGGUUUGAUCCAGAAGCCUGUUCUCUUGCACGUCAUGGCCUCCGAGCUCAGACGCGUUCUUCAGAAUUCUGGCGAAUGACGGAUGAAGAAAUCGAAUUGUUUUGUGUUAUACAGUGAAGUAUAGAGAUGGAAAUUUUGGGAGGGGUUUUAUAUUAUUAUAUGCGACCGCAUUAAUUGUAACGAAGUUAUGUUAUUGAUGAAAUAUUACACAUCGCAUGGCAUUACAUAUCCA